Molecule: messenger RNA, 1540 nt
Organism: Nothoprocta perdicaria
Lineage: Eukaryota; Metazoa; Chordata; Aves; Tinamiformes; Tinamidae
Gene: BMPR1B
Product: bone morphogenetic protein receptor type 1B
Exons: 10
Coding region: 14-1522 (502 amino acids)
Biological process (GO): BMP signaling pathway; protein phosphorylation; dorsal/ventral pattern formation
Cellular component (GO): plasma membrane; signaling receptor complex
Molecular function (GO): ATP binding; SMAD binding; transforming growth factor beta receptor activity, type I
Source: RefSeq, a predicted model, not a curated record
UUUUCUAGACAACAUGCCCYUGCGAAGCUCCGGCAAGCUGAGCAUGGAGAGCAGGAGGGAGGACAGCGAGAGCACAGCGUCUGCCCCGCCGCAGAAGAAACUGUCCUGCCAGUGCCACCACCAUUGCCCUGAGGACUCGGUCAACAGCACCUGCAGCACUGAUGGCUACUGCUUCACCAUCAUAGAAGAAGAUGAGGCCGGUGGACAUUUAGUCACCAAGGGAUGUCUAGGAUUAGAGGGUUCAGACUUCCAGUGCCGGGACACUCCCAUUCCACACCAAAGAAGAUCGAUUGAAUGCUGCACGGGUCAAGAUUACUGUAACAAACAUCUUCACCCUACACUGCCGCCCCUGAAAAACAGAGACUUUGCUGAAGGAAAUAUUCACCACAAGGCCUUGCUGAUAUCAGUGACUGUUUGCAGUAUUCUUCUGGUGCUUAUUAUCAUAUUCUGCUACUUCAGGUACAAGAGGCAGGAGACACGGCCACGCUACAGCAUCGGGCUGGAGCAGGACGAGACCUACAUCCCGCCGGGAGAAUCCCUGAAGGAUCUGAUCGAGCAGUCGCAGAGCUCUGGCAGCGGCUCYGGGCUCCCUCUCCUGGUUCAGAGGACCAUAGCCAAGCAGAUUCAGAUGGUGAAGCAGAUUGGAAAAGGUCGCUACGGAGAAGUCUGGAUGGGAAAGUGGCGCGGAGAAAAAGUAGCUGUGAAAGUGUUCUUUACCACGGAGGAGGCCAGCUGGUUCAGAGAAACAGAAAUCUACCAAACCGUCCUGAUGAGGCACGAAAAUAUUCUUGGAUUCAUUGCUGCAGACAUUAAAGGUACGGGCUCCUGGACCCAGCUCUAUCUCAUCACGGACUACCACGAGAACGGCUCACUCUACGACUACCUGAAAUCCACCACCUUGGACACCAAGGCCAUGCUGAAGCUGGCCUACUCCUCGGUGAGCGGCUUGUGCCACCUGCACACGGAGAUCUUCAGCACCCAAGGCAAGCCGGCCAUCGCCCACCGGGACCUCAAGAGCAAGAACAUCCUGGUCAAGAAGAACGGAACCUGCUGUAUAGCAGAUCUGGGCUUAGCUGUUAAAUUCAUUAGCGACACCAACGAGGUGGACAUUCCUCCCAACACGCGUGUAGGGACCAAGCGCUACAUGCCCCCCGAGGUGCUGGACGAGAGCUUGAACAGAAACCACUUCCAGUCGUACAUCAUGGCCGACAUGUACAGUUUUGGGCUCAUCCUCUGGGAGAUCGCAAGGAGAUGCGUGUCGGGAGGCAUCGUGGAGGAAUACCAGCUGCCCUACCACGACGUGGUGCCCAGCGACCCCUCGUACGAGGACAUGCGGGAGAUCGUGUGCAUCAAGCGGCUCCGCCCGUCCUUCCCCAACAGGUGGAGCAGCGAUGAGUGCCUGCGCCAGAUGGGCAAGCUGAUGCUGGAGUGCUGGGCGCACAGCCCCGCGUCGCGCCUCACCGCCCUGCGCGUCAAGAAGACGCUCGCCAAGAUGUCAGAGUCGCAGGACAUCAAGCUCUGACGCCGCCGCUCGCCCCCC